This is a messenger RNA of Rhagoletis pomonella (apple maggot), 5744 nucleotides long. It is a transcript of the gene KrT95D, whose product is annotated as phosphofurin acidic cluster sorting protein 2. The record is from RefSeq and is a predicted model, not a curated record. Gene Ontology annotation, biological process: protein localization to plasma membrane. NCBI's taxonomy places the organism in Eukaryota, Metazoa, Arthropoda, Insecta, Diptera, Tephritidae. The coding region runs from base 812 to 4447 and encodes 1211 amino acids. The transcript is spliced from 12 exons.
UUAUUUAUUGCCACAUUUUGUGGGAAAUUUGCUGAAACCUUAUCAGUCUUAUCAUUUGAUUUUGCUCGUUAGUGUGGCAACACUCAAAAUAUUUGUGUAUCUGCAGUGGGGAUUUCAAUGCGAGGCCAAAUAAAAACGCAAGGCAAGUUUGAUAGCGACUUUGGAGCACAUCGGAAGUAUUUGUGGCAGGCAGCGCAACGCGUACUAGCGCCCCAAUGCAACGCCAAGUCGUGCUGCAAAUAAAACCUAAAAAAGAUGUAGAAGAAGCCACACGUUAAGUACGAAUACGAGAAGCUUAUUUAAAGCCAUAAAACAGCAAAGAGUGUAUGUAUAUUAGUGUCCAAGAUGCAAUAAUGCUAAGGAUUAAGGGAAUAAAGAGUCAAAUGAACAAUAAUCUGCAGAAUCCAAAUUACAGAUGUGUUUCCAGAGCUGGUAAAAUACACAAUUUGUGUUGUAUAAUGGGGGUGUGUAUGUGGCAGCAUAUGAAUGUGUAUGCAUUCACUGACUCUUUAACAGAGUGGGAAACUGGAAACAAAGUUCUUAACUUAAUGAAACCAAACAGUUAAUGUGCAACUAAGUAAACAUAACAUUGUGGCAUGAAACGUGCUCAAAAGAAGCAACCAUAAUACGACAAGUGACAACUAAAUUAAUAGCUAUACUAUCUUCGUAUUCUAACUACACACAAAAGUGCAUAGAAAAUAAGAAGUAUACAUCACACCCGCCAGUUCAACCGAACAACAGCCGUGUUGCAACCCGCCUAGGUACCACACUUUGACUUUCUCCCAGUGUAGCACUACCAACAGCCUGCCAAAUGAAAAUGGUAGAUAAAUCCUCCAAGUUGGAUAAGUUUAGCGCCAACAUAGGCGGUGGCGGCUCCGGCGUUGGCGGUAGUGGCAUUGGUGGGGUUGGCGGUGCUGGUAGCAGUGGCGGCAAUAGUGGUGUUAUGACCAGCACUAGCAAUUAUGGCGCUGCCGCGGCCAGUGGCGUUGGCAGCCAAAAUAUUCAGAAGCCGGUGCCAAUGAAAUUGUUCGCCGCCUGGGAAGUGGAUCGUACGCCUCCAAAUUGCAUACCAAGACUUUGCUCGUUGACAAUAACGCGCCUAUCCAUACUGACUCCAUUACCGGGAGAUAUGACGUCACUAACAUUGGCCGUCAAGAUGCAGAGCUCCAAGCGUACAUUGCGUUCACACGAGAUACCCAUAAAUAGCAGUGGUUUUGCGCAAAGUGCCGCAUCCGGUGGCACAGCAACUGGCUCGACCGCUUCCAACAAUGCUGGUGGUGCUGGUACUGGCAGCGGUGGCGUCGGCAGUGUCAUACAACAGAGCAACUCUGGAGCAGCACUUAUCGGUAGCAGCGGUGGCAUUGGCAAUGCAAUGGGCAGUAGCGGUGGUGCACAAAUGGGUUCAGCCAUAAUUGGCACGCCCGGAAAUAUUGGAAACACGGGCAUUGGCAUUGGCGGAAGUGGCAGCGGUGCGUCCAUGACAGUGGGCGGAAUUGGUGGCGGCGGAGGUAUCAGUGGCGGUGGCGCGACUACGAUGCCAUUAGCAGAAACUGAAUUAGAUUUACACUUCAGUCUGCAAUAUCCGCAUUUUAUCAAGCGCGAUGGCAAUAGCAAUCGCAUUGGCUACAAUUUACCCUUCUCUCCCUUCUCUCGCUCAAAUGCACAUAGACUGGUUAUAUUGUUGCAACGUCGCAAAAAAUACAAAUCACGCACCAUCUUGGGCUACAAAACUCUGGCCGAGGGCAUUAUACGCAUGGAUGCAGUGCUGCAAAAGUCCAUGGACAUGACAGUCGAACUGACAGCAUCCGGCAAAAAUGGCCGACCAGGCACAACGGUUGCAUGUCUACGUGCCGAACGCGUCUCAUCCAUUCCAGUUGAUCAUGACAAUAAGAAUAACAAUAGUGUACUACUAGCAGAUCGUGUUGCCGAAUACUCUGACGAGGACGAAGAAGGCGAAUUUAGUUCUGGUGAAUUCAACGAUGAGGCCACCGAUCUCGGCAUACCCGGCUACGAUCCUAAGCGUGAUUAUAAUCCCAGCAAACACGACAUGCGAAAAUAUCGUAAAUUACAACGCUCCGAGGUGGAAGACGUUGCACUAGGCGCUAACCCAGUGGAUAGUGACAGUGAAUUCGAGAUGAAGGACAAGAGCUCGUCACGAGCGAAGAUCAGUCGGACGAUUUCAUUGCAACAACGCAAUUUUAAGCAGAAGAUAGUCGCGCUGCUCAAACGUUUCAAGGCUUCCGAAGAGUUGGAGGGUGAAGUUAGUCGCGGCACAGCAGCACUACGUGGUGAACGUGAUUUGGAUGCACUCUUUCAAGAACUGGAAUCUCUGUCUUGCUGCGAGGGUGACGAUUCUGGCCCCGACAUGGACAGCUUGUCAAUCGGUUCGACACCGAAACCUUCGCUGCGUCCAUUCUUUACAAAUUCGAGAAUAAUGUUGCACGAUAAUGGUGCUGUUGGUGGCAACUUUGAACGCAGAUCAUCGGAUAAAAGCGACCAAUUGACCAAUUCGUCAUUCAAUUAUGAUAAUACUAGACAAAAAUGCAUUCAUUUAACAAACAAUAACAAUAAUUCGGCAACAACACCAGAUCGCCCGACCGACUAUCGCAACGACAGCUCUGGCAAUGAGGGCAAUGCUUUCAAUACCGAUGGUCAGAAUUCCGACCCUCAAAAUAGUCCUCCACGCACCGAGAAGGAUUACAUGCGUUUGCAAUUAUUGCAACAGCAGCAACAACAACAAUUAACUCCAGUGAGCGGUGGCGGGGGUAACAAUAGCAACGCAUUCACUUUUAGCGAGAAGCGUUCGCGACUCUUUCGCACAUCAAGCAAUACACCCAGCGGUGCUGGUGGCGGUGGUGGCGCCAUGGGUAUGGGUAAGAAAAAGCAAACACUCAGUUUAACGGCUGAGCCGCGUUCAGUAUUAGAAACAUGUCUGUCGCCGACAAAUGUGGAGCCGCGAAAGAUGCUACUCGAUCAACUGAGCCGCAUAUUUGCCAGCGAUGACACUGUGCUACCAGAUGUGGUCACAAUAAUCAGUCCGCCUGAGGCGCUAAGUGGCAGUGCGCUAAUCCCUAAGCUGACCACAUUGUUGGCAAACUCAUUUAAGCCGGCAUUUAUGCCGCAAAAUACCGCGGAAGUGAAGGCAGUGUUGCAGGCAUUGAUGGGCAAAAUACAGAAAUACUGCAACUCGAAUGCGAAGCCACCAAAUACGGUGAAGAUUUUACUACUGGGCGGUGAUUGGCUGCAGGGUGCUGCGUUGCGCCACUACGUUGAGUUGAUGGGCGUGCGCCCGCCAGACUGGCUGAAUCAUUUGCGUUUCUAUAUUGUGCCAAUCGGCAGCGGUAGCACGAUUGCGCGUUAUCUUAGCCAAAUCGAUUUGACAUACGGUGCCAUGUUUGGUUCGGACAAUUGGUAUCAGUUGUGCGAGCGUGUUGCGGCGACUGCAGCGGCCGUGAGCGCUGUGACGACGGUGAAUGCCUCGGCGCUGUCAACAACGCUCGGCGAUUCGGUGACGGCGAACAAGUCGGACAUUGUGGAGAUGGUGCAACGCAUACAGCGAUAUCUGCACGCAGCCGGGCCAUGCACACAGAUUCCCAUCGGCGAGGCGAUGGUCAAUUACAAGGACGAGGAUUCGUGUCAAAUAUUUGUGCCAUUCGUCAGUGAUGUACGUAUUGGUUACUUGGAAGGCCCACAAGUCUCACUUGAUCUCGAAGAGAAUGCCGCACAAACUGGUGGUGCUGGCGCGCAACAAGCGUUAAAUAUGUCGAGUGCCAUACCCAUUGGAAGUGCUAACACAACAAAUAUGGUUAGCGGUGGCAGCGGCGGUGUAGGAAAUAAUGCAUCAUCCGGUUCGCCACCACAAAGCGGACGUAUUUCACCACCCCAGCAGACACCACCUUCUUCGGCGAAUGCGUUACGUGAUCGUGGUGGUGAUUCGAUAAAUACGCCACCAGCGCAGUCGACAGCAGCGCCCGAGUCGGUCGAACUGCAAGUGGACUAUUGGCCAAUUAUCCGACCGGGCGACCAUACACCCAAGGAAAAGAGUAUCACGCGGAGCGGUGAUCAAGGUGGCAAGAAUAGCAUUAAGAGUACGUUUAGGAAUCUACAAGUUUGGCGGCUACCGCAGAAUGCCCAAUUGGGUGAGAUGUCGUAUGGGCUGACCGUGAAUUUCGCCACCAAGGAGAAGAAACAGAAGCAAAUAAUGCGCCUUGGCAAGAAAAAGGAAAAAGACCGUGAUCUCGAGAAGGAGCAAUGCGUUGAAGGUGUGGCGCGGUUAAUUUGCUCACCAAAACAGUCACAUCCUGUACCGUUGAGAGUUUUCAUCGACGGCACCGAAUGGACUGGUGUGAAAUUCUUCCAGUUGUCAUCGCAAUGGCAAACACACGUUAAGAAUUUUCCAAUUGCUCUGAUUGGUUGUACACCAAUGUCAUGUUCUGAGAUAUCCUAGUCAUUUUAAAUAUACUAUGUAUAAUAACCGAUAAAACAAAAAAUUUAAAUAUUUAGCAAUUUACAUACUAUGUAACAAUUAUACUUCUAGAACAUAUAAAUCGGCAUAUAAACGUGUUGCACAUACUACUAGUAUUGGAACUAUAACUAUAAUAUACAGUAUAUCACCAUAUAUGCACACAUACAUACAAACAUAGCGACCACACAAACGUCUACAUUCAUAAAUGCCUUCAUGACUACAUAAAAUACGAAUAUAGUGCAUAAAAUGUACACAACUCGUACACAUGAAAUUCAGCAAAAUUAAUAUGUAGAGUAGUCAUAAAAGGCUACUUUUAUAUUUAUAUAUAUUUUUGUAUUUAAUUUAAUCUGACAAUUACUGUUAAUUUAAUAAACAUACAAACAGGAAACGCGUGAAUGCAUACAUUUAUUUUUCCUUAUUUUUAUAGAGACUUAACUACAUCAAAACACAUGUUCAUUCUUAUAUACAUACCUACUACAUACAUUCACGCGUAAUGCAUCAAAAUUAUUAUUUAUUUAGUCUUUCGCUUUCAUUUGAUUGCAAAAUUAAAUUAAACAUUUGAUAGACACUUUAUAUUAAAUAUAAAAAUAGAGUGCGCUUACUUAUAAAAAAAGACUAUUUUUCAUGAAUAAAUCUGAAUAUACAACUGAAGUGAAUUGCAUAACCAAACCAUGCUUGCUAAUACCAGUAGAAUUUACAUAUACUACUUAUAUACUAUACAUACAUAGAUAUAUGAUAAAAGGUAGCUAAAUACAACUUACUACUUACGCCGAUAUUGUGUUAAAUAUAUAUUAUGAAACUUGAGUAUUGAUAACUAAGUAUAUCUUGCAAUUUAUUGCUUCCUACGGACCACCAGCCAUAUUGAAAUACUAAAUGUUACAUACAUUUGAGAAUAGAUGUAAACAUAAAACUCCAAUUUUCAUUGUAAAGCGCAUCAUUGAAACGCAAAUUAACAUUAAAAAUGCCACCGUGUUCAGUAUGCUUUGGUGACUGAACUUCAGCGAAUUUCCAUCAAUAAAUCAGCAGUAUCUGAGAUUUACUUCUUAUUAAAUAGUGGAAGAAAGUAAGAGGAAGUAAUGGAAAAACUAAAAUACUUAGAAUAGUUUAAAAUAAUGUAUUGGAGAGUUGAUUGUAAAAAAAAACAUAUUCAUGAGCGUACGUAUAUAUAAGUACAUGAAUUACAAAUUUAAUAUAUAUAUGUAGUUCCAAAAAUUUUCUAAAUCUAAAUGUGCUUCAGUGUUUAUGAUUUAUGCAGAAAUAUAUUUGGGUAUAAUUAAUA